ACCCUUCUUAUUCGAAUUGAAAUCAUCACUCUCAUUUGAGCUUAGCCUUUCUAUUCUCUCUCAUUUGAGCUUAUAAUUUUCAUAGAUCAUUAUUCAUCCCAAUCAUUAUUCUCAGUCUAGUUGUGUGAUUCAGGGGAAAACAAAGAAUGAAAGAGGGUGUGUCAUAAAACGAUGCCAUAAUAUCGAGGCUCAAGUUUUAAAAUUUUCCCUAUAUAGUCCAAGAGUUGCCUUUUUUGUGAUAACACCCAAGCCAUUAUGGUCUCUUGAGAGCACGUGUUUAUAGUGAACGUAGAUUUGUUCAGUUUGAGAAAUAGGAAAAGAGGUAGUUGCAAUCAUAUUCUGGUUCUUGUUGUCCAAAACAACAACUUAGCCGUCACAACACACAAACAUGUCUCAAACCCAAGCAAGCACUUGUUCAGGGGGCGCCAACAUUGAAGUUGGUGCCACCACCAUACUCCUCAGCAGCAAGUACAGGAAGAAAUGGCGCGUAUUAUACACAGCCACAGGAAUCGUCAUCUCUCUGACGAAGCGUGGUAACUAUGAGUCUCCACCAUCACCACUUUCUUCGGUACCAUACACCUCAUUGCCUGCAUCUGAGCCUCCUGCUAGAACCUCCUCUGUCAAAUCUUGUGUUGCAAUUGAUGUAGCCCCUGAUACCGAAGAGGUGAAAGAAGAAGAAGAUGCCGAAGGGCACAUUAGGAAAAACAUUGAGCGAAUUGUGAAGGAGGAGGACUUGAAAUCGCUUCAUAAUCUUGGUGGGGUCGACCUCAUUUCCUCGGUUCUUCUUCGUCAACGUCAACACUCUGAGGGUGAUGGGAACCGAAAUAUGUUGGAGUCCACAAUACCGAUUCUUGGAACAAGCUUUUGUAGCUUUUUGUUGAUGAACUGCAAAUGCAAUGGUUACACAAUUUUGAUGUUGUUGAUCGCGGCGGGGUUGUCCUUCGCCAUAGAGUUGAAGCAGGAGGGACCUAAAUAUGGUUGGCAUGAUGGUUUUGCUAUAGUUUUUUCUGUUUUCCUGCUGGUUGGAGGAAAUUCAGUAGCAAACUUUUGGCGUGAGAGAAAAAUGUUGAAACUGGCAAAGAGAAGGAACAAGUUGGAGUUCACUGUUGAAAGAGGUGAAGAGUCCCUAGAGGGGGUUCCAUUAUCUGAUAUUAUGGUGCUUGACAAGGUGUGCCUGAGGCAAGGUGAUGAGGUUCCUGCAGAUGGUUUGCUUGUAAGUGAUGACAUUCUUGAGCUAGCUGAGGCAACAAAAAGUAAAAGGGGAAACCCAUUUCUUGUAUCCGGUUCAAAGGUGAUUAGGGGCCAAGGAUGGAUGCUUGUAACAUCAGUUGGAAGUUCUCUGAGUUAUAAUCCAAAAAGGGGAGGCUUGUUGGAGACUCUAAUUGAAAAGCCUAUUUCUUACAUUGACAAGUCUGCUCUUUUGAUCUCUGUAGUGAUUACCCUUGUGGUGUUCAUUCGCCUAAUCUGUCUAAAGGAUGGGGGGAAUAGUGGCUUGCCAGAAAUGAAGGGGAAGGUCUCAGUUGGCUUGUUGAUGGAAAUCCUUGAGAGAGUUUUUUUGAGACCACACGGAAGGGUUUCCAUUUUAACAGGUCUUGUUACUUUCGCAAUACUAUUUGUGCAACAUGGAAUGCCACUUAUGGUUACAAUUUCUCUCAAGUGCCAGAUUGAUAGGGUAGUGUCAAACCAAGAAGCAGUUCUUAAUGAUUUAUCAUCUUUUCCAACAAUGGGGUUGGUAACUGUGAUCUGUAUUGAUGCGUCAGGUGGGCUCAUGUCUAAUCCAAAGGAAGUUAGCAGAAUAUGGAUGGGGGAGAAAGAUAUCAUGAGCAAGGUUGAGGAAGCAGAAACAGAUCAAGUUGUGCUUGACAUGCUUAAACAAGGAGUUGGUUUAUCAGUUCUUAAUCCAGAGCUUUCUCUUACCCCUAUGUGCCAUCCACUUGUUUCUUGGGCCAAAACAAAUUGGGAAAUGGACAUGAAAUCUUUCACAGAAAAAUUUGUCAUUGUUAAGCACAGCAAACUGGAUUCUGACAAAGAAUGCAGUAGAGUUUUGGCCAGAGAAAUUAGGUGCAAUGAACAAGUACUACACUUGCACUGGAGUGGGACAGCAUCCACCAUAUUAGAGAAGUGUUCAUCAUACUAUGAUAGUGAAGGGGCAUGCCAUGCCAUGGAAAACCAGAAAAUCAAAUUUGGGCAAGUGAUUAAAGAGAUGGAGGAUGAUGGCCUUAAGUCAAUUGCUUUUGCUUAUAGAAAAACAGAUGCUGAAGAACUUGAGCAAGAUGAGUUGAUCUUGUUAGGAGUGAUAGGUAUCAAAAGCACUUGUCAAAAAUCUAUAAAACCAGCUUUGGAAAAUCUCAGAAAAACAGUACAGAUCAAACUGAUCUCGAGAGAUGAUGACAUCUUGGCAGUGAAAGGCAUAGCUUGUGAACUUGGAAUAGAAGUGCCACCAGAUGGUAUUGAGCUUGAAGGAGAAGAACUUCAAGAUUUGAAUGAGGAAGCUAGAUUACACAAAAUGGAUGGAGUCCUCGUAAUGGGAAGCUUCCAUCUUAAAGACCUACUUCUCAUGAUACAGGAAUGGCAGAAGAAUGGUGAGGUGGUUGCAUUCAUUGGAACAAGGAUGAUGACUAAUCAUACUUCUAUUCUGGAGGAAGCUGAUGUAGGGAUAGUUCAUGAUUCUCUAGGAAGAAUAGUGGAUAGAGAUUGUUUCGGUAUAUCUAUGCAAUGUUUUUGUGCAUUGGAACCAAUUGUGAAGGCUGGUAGGAGUAUAUACCACAAUAUUCAGAAGUUCAUUCAACUUCAACUGACAUGUACCAUAUCAGGGUUAGUCAUAUCCUUGAUUACAACAAUAUCUACUGGAGAUUCCCCUCUAACAGCAUUCCAGUUGAUUUGGGUUAAUGUUGUAAUGAACAUUCUGGGUGGCCAAAUGAUGGUAAUGGAGUUAACUAGCGAGGAACAACUUGCCAAAAAACCAUCUCAGUGUAGAAAUCAGUCAAUUAUAACCAAAGAAAUCUGGAAAAACAUUGUUAUUCAGGUUUUAUAUCAGGUUUCUGUGUCUAUAAUACUUGAGUUCGGGGGACAUGUUAUGGACAGGGAAAAACACGUUAGAAAAACCAUGAUCUUCAACACAUUCCUAUUAUGUCAGCUCGCUAAUCAACUCAACACGAUGCAGUUGUUGAAACUGAAACACACUCAGAUUGUUCUUCAGAACUACUAUUUUUUAGUAGCUUUUGGUGGUUGUUUGCUCAUGCAGGUGCUGAUGAUUGAGUAUGCAAAAGGCUUAUCCGAUUGCAUGCGGCUGAAUGCUACUGGAUGGGCUAUUUGUGUGCUAGUUGGUGCUUUUUCAUGGGUAUUUGCAUGGCUCUUGGAGAGGAUACUUGCAUUUAUUCUCAGUACCAAUUCUGCUUCACAAUCAAUGACUUCACCUUCCUUCUAUCUUUAUCCAGCUUUUCCAUUUCUGAUGUUCCUCUUGUUCCCUUUAGGCCUAAUAUUUGGCCAUUUUGGCAUAAAAAUGGCAUUUCGUUAGUGGUGGGGUAACUCGACACGCCCAAUGAUUUAGUCAGUUUCUUGUAAUAUACCUUUGUAGUCAAUGCAUAGCAUAGUGCUGUUUUUUCAGAAUGUCAUUCUACCACUUUACGAUAUUUUAACUUUUUUUUAUUUUUUUUAUUUUUAUUUUUGGUAAGACGUGAUAACAAUACAGUUUUAUUUAAAAGAUUUAAAUAAUAAAAAAUAGUUGAAAU
This is a messenger RNA of Abrus precatorius (Indian licorice), 3731 nucleotides long. Its product is annotated as putative calcium-transporting ATPase 13, plasma membrane-type. The transcript is spliced from 2 exons. Gene Ontology annotation, cellular component: intracellular membrane-bounded organelle. Bases 389 to 3517 code for a protein of 1042 amino acids. The record is from RefSeq and is a predicted model, not a curated record. Lineage: Eukaryota; Viridiplantae; Streptophyta; Magnoliopsida; Fabales; Fabaceae. Gene Ontology annotation, molecular function: nucleotide binding; P-type calcium transporter activity.